Messenger RNA from Fusarium subglutinans, 1161 nucleotides. RefSeq names its product ADH3-alcohol dehydrogenase III. The coding region runs from base 1 to 1161 and encodes 386 amino acids. The record is from RefSeq and is a predicted model, not a curated record. The transcript has a single exon. Lineage: Eukaryota; Fungi; Ascomycota; Sordariomycetes; Hypocreales; Nectriaceae. Gene Ontology annotation, molecular function: oxidoreductase activity. Gene Ontology annotation, cellular component: mitochondrion.
AUGGGCGACCAAGCUACCCCCGAGUUCUCAACCUCUCUUGUCCUUCCCGCCUUCAACGAGCCCCUAAAGCUCGAGAAGACCCCUCUUCCCAAGCCUGUUUCUCCUGGGUCAGUUAUUGUCCGUGUCCUAAGCACCCCGGUACGCCCUCAUCAGCGCGAAGGCUUCAAAGGGAAUAGCCCGCUUUCCUUCAAACCCCCAUAUAACCCUGGAGACGGGGGCGUUGGCCGCGUCGUAUCCGUCGGGCCCGACGCUGUCGCUCUCACACCUGGUGAGCUUGUCUACAUGAACACCACCAUCACGGCAAGAGAUGAUCCUAACAUCCGAGUCCUACUGGGUCUUCAUGAUGGCGGUGGUCCCGAAGCUGACUUGAAGCUUUUCAAUCUCUGGAAAGGCUUUUGGAGAGACUUUGCUGUUGUUGCCGCGGAGAAUGUCAUCCCUCUGAAUGAGAAGAUUCUCAUCAAUGAGAUGGGUUACUCCUUUGGAGACCUGAACUACAUCCAGCGCCUCUCUGUCGCAUACGGCGGAAUCAGAGCCGCCAAUCUUCAAGCUGGCGAAACUGUUAUUGUUGCUCCUGCUACAGGACACUUUUCCGGCGCGGUCGUCGAACUGGCAGCCCAGAUGGGCUGUCGCGUCAUUGCACUUUCGCGCUCAGCCUCUAAGCUUAAUCCUCUCACGUCUCGCUACCAUCGGGUUGCCGCUGUUGAACUGACUGGUGAUGAGAAGAAAGAUGCCGAGGCCAUUGGCGCACUUGUACCCGGAGGCGCUGAUGCUUACAUUGACGUUUCUCCGCCCGCAGCGACAGCUUCACAUCAGCACCUCAAUAUUUCCAUCAACUCCCUAGCACCCUACGGACGUGUUGUCUUUUUGGGUUUGAUGUUCGAUAUCAAGAUCAACUAUGCUAGCCUCAUGCUUCGCAAUAUCACGAUCAAAGCGCAGUUCAUGUACACGCGCCAGGAGUUGGUAUCUUUGGUCAAGAUGAUUGAAACGGGAGUUGUCAAACUGGGUCAGGAAGCUGGGCACGAGAUUGUCGAGAAGGGAUUCGCUAUGGAAGAAUGGGAGAAGGCGGUCACUGUUGCAGAGACGGCUAUGGCUUGGGGUCAGCAGGUUUUGCUAUAUCCCUAUUCAAAAGCCUUGGUGGAUUCACCCAAUACUUCCAAGUAG